AUGUUGGCCAACCUCGUCCGCGAACUCCGGGUACCUCAAAUGGAUCUGCUCUUCACAACCACUAAGCACAGCGCGCAAUGGGAGGAGUACCGCGACAUUGUCGCGUCUGUUGUCAUGGUCUGUCCGAAUCUAGAGCGUCUGCUAGGCCUGUCGAUCCCGUAUCACCACGAAUUCGAUCGUCUGACCUAUGCGCUGUCCACCCGCAAGCGGCUCAAAGAGCACACCUGGGUGCUGGGCGAGGCAGCGGAGGUUUCAGAAAUGUCGCCCCGCAGCACCUCCUGCCCCGGCAGUCUCGGCCCGUCGCAGAUGUUCGAGUUUCUGGAUUACCAUGUCUCAUGGUCGAAGCGGCCUCGUCAGGACGAGAGUGAUGAAGAGUUUUUAGUCCUUAGUUUGCGGCCGUCUUAG
Molecule: messenger RNA, 405 nt
Organism: Penicillium canariense
Lineage: Eukaryota; Fungi; Ascomycota; Eurotiomycetes; Eurotiales; Aspergillaceae
Exons: 1
Coding region: 1-405 (134 amino acids)
Source: RefSeq, a predicted model, not a curated record